Messenger RNA from Epithele typhae, 951 nucleotides. RefSeq lists its product as uncharacterized. The transcript has 6 exons. Lineage: Eukaryota; Fungi; Basidiomycota; Agaricomycetes; Polyporales; Epitheliaceae. The coding region runs from base 1 to 951 and encodes 316 amino acids. The record is from RefSeq and is a predicted model, not a curated record.
AUGCCCCGUGCACGGCCACUACCGACUCCCAUCCCUCGGCCAGCCGGUCGAGUGACAAGCUUUAUUCCAAAUGACACCAAAGGCCUUGCAUAUCACAUGGAGCUCUCCUCGACCCCAGAGCAAACGCAGGUCUACUGUGCGCUUGUUGAGGACAUUGCGAGGCUUUACGACGAUUACAUAAUAUCUCGGGGGAACUCCGCGUUCUCUGGCCCAGAGCGGGAGGAGUUCAAAAAGCUGGCCGUCGACAGAAUCCCGAUGAUGCGCAACUUCGAAGGAGCAUGGCCCGUUAUGCUGAUUGCUUCGGAGCACAGGUACAAGGUGUCUCGUCCCGACGGCAAACGGUCUGGUUUCAGAGGCUUCUUCACCAGACACGCACCACACCUUGACACACAACCUGCGCACGUCGUGCGGACCGCACGGCAGCAUGGGAUCCAGCAACGUGGUACAUCCGACUCUUCGGUGGCCAGCCGCCGUGGUGCGGGCAAGAGAACACGCGGACCAAAUUGCCGCACUCUGGCUCGCUCGAUCUUGCAAGAACUGGGGCCUUCUCUGUCCCCGCCAACGCCUGCGCACGAUCCCUCGUGUGAGUCGGAGCCUCCGCCGUCCGCGGAGCUUCCACGAGUAGCGAUGAGCACAGCAGUGCCAGCACCCCGGACAGUAGCGGCAUCCCCAAAGGGAGCGAGACUCCCGGCAGUCGCGACGUUCCUCAUGUCGCUCACCCCAGAGCAGACUGGCCUCGGCCCCCUCUUCCAUCAGCUGGGCAUCGACGACCUGGGCGAGCUUCUGCAAAUGAAGGAGCGCUACGUGUGGCUAUAUUCACUGGUGAAAGAAGACCGCCUCACGGAGUUCCAGUUCGCUCUCAUCAAGAACGGUCUGAAGAAGUUGGAGACAGCGCCUUGGUUGAGACCGUCGUCCAAUAGCACAGGCGCGGCGGAUAGCAGCUGUGCAUAG